Tarenaya hassleriana is the source of this 817-nucleotide messenger RNA. RefSeq lists its product as uncharacterized. Gene Ontology annotation, cellular component: chloroplast. Bases 123 to 674 code for a protein of 183 amino acids. Gene Ontology annotation, molecular function: metal ion binding. The transcript has 4 exons. NCBI's taxonomy places the organism in Eukaryota, Viridiplantae, Streptophyta, Magnoliopsida, Brassicales, Cleomaceae. The record is from RefSeq and is a predicted model, not a curated record.
AUGGAUAAUGCGGAGAAAAAAAUUCCGAACCAUUGCGAGGACGACAUAAUAGAAUCCUCGAAACCCUAUCCCUCUUUUGCUACUCAGAACCUCCGGCAGAGAAGCCCUAAUCUUUAUGCAGAAUGGCGUCUACUGCAGUUUCUUCUACCUUGCAGUCGUUCUGCAGAGUGAGAAGCCCUAGUCUUUCGUCGACCCAUCUUCUUCCUUUGCCAAAAAACCUCGGCUUUCGGACCAGAACCACCGGAGAUUUCAAAAUUUGCAGUGUUGAUAAUUUUCAGAGACAGAACCGCCGUCGGAUGGGGAAGAUGAGGUCGGUUGAAGAAGGAGGAGAAGGGGUUGCAAUUGCAGAGGAAGAGCAACCGCAGCAGCAGCAGCAAGAAACCGUGUCCGUCCCUGUCUCACCUUCGGACUCGCUCACCAUGUUUUUUCAGGCUGACGGAACUUUGAACGAGACAGCAAUCCCUAAUGUCACGAGGGCCGUAGAGGGUAUCGAAGGAGUUUCAAACUUGAAGGUCCAAGUGACCGAGGGUAUUGCCACUGUUGAGCUGAAAAAGGAGACGACAGUUCAGGCAACAGGGGUGGCAUCGAGCUUGGUGGAGGUCAUACAAGGGGCAGGCUUCAAGUUACAUACGCUGAAUCUGAGUUUCGAAGACGAAGAUGAGGUUCUUGUCUGAAUCAUUGUGCAGAGUGUUUGAUCUAAAGCAUUUAGGCAUCUUUUUCUGUUAUUUGUAUCCUCCAAAUUGGCUUCGAAAUAUAUUUUUAACAGGUGAGAAGAAAAAAGGGUUGAAUCCCUUUGGUUUCUUGUGUAUUCCUUUUA